Molecule: messenger RNA, 2025 nt
Organism: Thyridium curvatum
Lineage: Eukaryota; Fungi; Ascomycota; Sordariomycetes; Thyridiales; Thyridiaceae
Exons: 1
Coding region: 1-2025 (674 amino acids)
Source: RefSeq, a predicted model, not a curated record
AUGAUCAGCCUCAUCACAGCUUGUGUUAUUGGUUUCCUUGCGGCGUGCGCGACAUCAACCCUUGGCAGUGGCCACUCACAAGCGCGACUCGGCGUAGAUACCGUUCAGCCUGCAAAUCUUCCCGGCGGCGAUGAGGGUGAGAAGAGCCCGAUCCGCCUCAACUUCUCUUCGCCGGCUCCCCACAUCUUCCACUCUACCUUUUCGCUUCUGAAACAAGUCCCAAACACAGUCUUUCCCAAUGGACACACCCUUGCUUCCGUGGUCAUUCCACCCUUGACCCUCUUCUACCACGCCCGCCGCGACGCAGAGGCGCCCGCGUCUCCCGAAUGGGUCGCCUUCGACUCUGACAUGAGUUAUGGCAUCAUGGGUGGUCACCGAAAUGUCUGGAUGUGGACAUAUCAGACCGCUCGGCCUGUCAAGGCACUCUACUUUGAUGGCGAGAGCGGCAAUCUUGAAGGGCUUGGCCAGUUCGACUUCCAGAUGCUGCUUCUGUAUGGCAACGUGACUGGGCCUUCUGGCAUUGACGACAUUGGCCUUGAGUACGAGCGUGCGAGAGGUUUGUGCGACUGGCUUGCUGCAGCAGGACUCCGAGGCUCGGGAUGGGGCUAUGAGGGCGUGGUUAGGAUGAACGCCGGCUUCGAGAUGAUAUGGUGCGACUUCUUGAGCGAUAGCCUCAGAUUGAUUAGCAGAAUCAAUGUGACGGCUCCACUUCUUCCAAAGGAAGAUCGCGACAGCGAUGGUGACGAAGAACGUCAGCCUGCGCCUCCGAGCUUGGCCGGAGGUGAGGUCUCUGGUGAGCUCCUUGUGCGGCGCACUUGCGCUACGCGUUCGUCAUCCCUAGAUGUGGCAACUACCAGUAUCACCACCCGACCUGUGAGCACGCCCAACCUUCCGGAUAUGCCUCCAGGCUGGAAAGACCGGCUGCGCCGCGAGCCGUUUCAGCGAACCCGGAGCUGGGGCUGGUUUGACAGCGCAACAUGGCACUAUGGCGCUUCUGGCGUGGGUGCGAGCGUGGGAGAGACGAGAGCGAAGCUGUCCGGAUGCGGAGUGUUCACCUUCUACUCCAGAAAGUUCACAAACCAGUCGUUGAACAGGGCGCUUGAGGAACGCCAGAGGCUGAACCUCACAGGCGAUGGGCUAUGGACCGGUGGGGGAGACGACACUAACAGGACCGAGGCUUUGACACAACUUCGGAGACGAAGGAGAUUUCACCACAUGGAGCAUGCAAGCCAAGAAGAGGCCCAUCUAAUGAAGAAAGACAUCGAGAUGUCCCUAGAAACACUUCUGCAAGACGACAGUCGCUGUUCGGGGACCGACUGGGCGCUGAUCAUGAGCGAUAUCGUCCGAAGGACGACUAGUGUGUUGAGGGACCUUGAGCUGUCACUCGUUUCCACGCCACAAGAUUGGAGUGACAAGCACAGUGUCCGUCGAUGGUUGCACAACGUGAGGGGCAGGAGUCACAUGUUCUUGGUCAACGUUUUGCAAUAUCCAGAGACAGAAGACUUGUCAGUGUGGUCAACGCACUCAGCCCUGUUCAACAAAACCUACGGCCUCUGUCGGUCCAGAUACACAGCUCUACUAGAAGAGGACACUGUUCUCCCCGUCACUGAAGAGGCAGAACAGAAGUGGGCGAUAGAGGAGACAUUCGGCACGAUAUGCUUGGUUCAGCUUCACGUCGGUUUUGGGAUGGAGCGGAGGUGGAGAGAAACCUUUGGUGGCUCUUCUACCAAGCGCUCUGAAUCGCUCCCAGCGUUACGAGACCAGGCUCGGGUCUGGAGUGAGCAGCUUUCUGAGCUGACUGCCUGGCUAGGGUGGGAGGACAGUAACAUCGGUUGCAAAGACGUUUGCGCUGCCAACGAGCGCUGUUACAUCCCCAUGUGGCCGAUCACUCGGCCUUCUGAUUCGGCCAGUUCUCCGAGAUCGGUCAAGGCAUCCCGUAGGCCAUGGAUUCACACGGAUGAAAGGGACUUGUGGGAGCCAAAAUGUGUGAGCGAAGUUUGCAUAGAGGGUCUGUGUGAUUUGUAA